UAGCGAUUUCUGUAAAGCUGGACAAGCUGGAAAGAAAGGUGAAAUUAACGAAUAUCACAAACUUAAGCAUUGACGAUGAGGAAUAUUUGUACAAUGUCACCACUGACAUUGAGCAUUUCAUAAACCAAAGGCAUAGUUCUAGUGUUCUACUUUUUCCACCUGUGAACAAUUUUCGCCGUUUCCUUAUCCAUCAGGCAUGUGAGCAAUUUCGCCAGCAGUACGAUCUCUUCACUUUUUCUGUGGGGCAGGGGCCAUUCCGCCGCACUGUUGUCUGUUUUCGGAAUCAAUUAUUGGAUCCGAAUAAAUUUACAGAGUCAACGGCAGCAGCAAACUUUGAGUCGCGAAAAAAGUCACCAGUAAAAAAUUGGCGCAGUGAGCGAAAACCUGACGGUAACACGAACGAUAUAACUUCAGUUGCUAGACAGCACAAAAUCUCGAUUGGUAAGAUGGGUGUGGAGAAAAAUGGAAGUGAAACCCGCUUAUUCAAAACGAACUCAUUAGAUCUCUAUCGACCUCCAGCCUUAAGAAAUUAUAAUCAGAGUGGUGCUUCGCCUGAUGGUGUAGCUGCCGCCUAUAACCUCAGUGCAGCGGCGGCAGAACGUACAACAACUGCGACUGACAAAGACACACUGUUAUCUACCUCAAUAUCAUGCAAUAAUUCCCCGACCCAUGCAAAUGAGAACAACAGUUUCGAUAAUAAUGCAAUGACCUCGAGGUGCGUAAACGAGGAUUAUGGCACAACAAAGACAACGACUACAAGCAUAUCGGUAAUCAAAUCAGAGGCACCAACAAGUUGCGGGGGUAUGGAAACAGCGCCAACGACAACCGCCGCAGUCAGUAGCAAAUCUGGUCAGCAAAGGCAAUCGUCAGCUGUAAGACGUGAACGUCGACCAGAUAGAGCGGUGUAUAUUCCAAGGGCACGACGCAGUCAAACUACCCCGCCAACGACGCCAACUACCACAGCUGUCGAAGUAACACGGUUACAACAAAAACAUAGUAAAACAAAUGAUACCGCACCUUCGGCUACUUCGUUAGCUCCGACGCCAACAACGACUGCUUGUAAUAAUAAUAGCUGCGGCGGCAGUAAUAAGCAGCGUUUGGCAAUUACUUCGGAGACAAGAGCGUCAGUACAAACUGCAGCGCCGACCAAGCUGGACGAUACAUCUGGAAACAAAAGUGCAUGUAUUGCAGUUGUUUGCAUGGGAAAGAAGACGAAAUCUUCUACAGUAAACAAUCGCGAACGCAGAGAACGUUCUAAAAAGUCUACUCUCAGCGUGGAGGCACAAGACGCGAAAAUAUCGAAAUUGUCAUCAGAGCGAACCGAAACGAAAACAAUACGGAACUUGCAUGAUUCAAUAACACAUACCGAUUCGCUUGAUAGUACAGCUGUUUUGAUAAGUCAACAAAAACAACCGCAUUUGAAUAGUGAUAAUUUACCAAAUCUACUGUUAAUGGAACAACAACCAACAGAAGAACUAAAAAUAGCACCGGAAACCAUUGUCAACAACGAAAUGAAUACUAAUUCGAGCAGACGAAGUAAAAUUAAGCAAAGUAAUACUGAAAACGCAAGCAAAGUGCAGAAUUUACGAAUAGAAGAUGUGGCAUCAACAGAAAAUGGUACAAGGAGUACAACUAAAUGUGAUGCAGAAGCACAAGAGUUCCAGCGAGCUUCGAAGGAAAUAAAUCGUAGCAACCGACGGAUUAUUAAGCAAACAUUCGUCUCAGAUGUACUUGAAAUUCCGGAGAAAAUCGAAAAUGGUAAAGAAAAUGAUAAGGAAUCUAGUCGAAAAAGUCCAAAUAAUAUUCCCAUUUCGACACCACAUCGCUCUGCCGUAGAUAGUACCACAGAAGAGGAGGAAGAAGACGACUGGGAAACUAUGUACGAUGAUAGCGGAGAAUGUUUAGAUCCGAAAAUCAUGCAAGAACUCACAGCUUCGGUGGGAAAAGUGAAAAUCGAAUUGCCAAAAAUGGAUUAUAGUGCAUAUCUUACAAAACAGUCUAUACUCAACGAUGAGGAAUUCCCGCACGUACUUGAAGUAUCAAAUUUCCCUGUCGAAUUUAAAAAUCAUGACCUUCUUAUGGUUUUUUCCCAAUACAAGGAAUCUGGUUUUGAUAUUAAAUGGGUGGAUGAUACCCAUGCCUUGGCUGUGUUCAGCAGUUCCCGAAUUGCUGCUGAAGUCUUAACCAUGGGCCACCCAUUCGUAGUACUGAAACCAUUAGCGGAAGCUACAAUAGAAUCGCGCUUAAAGGCUAAGAAAUGUGCUGCAUCUCUGCAACCAUAUCGUCAAAGGCCCGAGACGUGUGCAGCACUCGCACGUCGUCUUGUUACUGGAGCUUUAGGUGUACGUCUGAAAACAGCUGCCGCAGAAAGAGAGAACGAGAAACGGGUACUACGCGAGGCUAAGGAACGUAAGAUGUUAGCAGCUAAACAGCGAGAUGAGAUAUGGGAAAGCUAGACAUCAUUGUCUGUAUUAUAUUUGUGGUACUAUUUCCUGCCUGCAUUUUAAAUAAUAGCGGACUAUAAAUAAACAAAGAAAAUCGCUUUAAAUGCGAUAAAUUGCACUUGAUAUAUCUUUUUAAAGAUAUCCCAAUAAAAUAGUUAGACAUAAGAGAGUAGUAGAGAAUUUGUAAUAUAUAUAUGCUCAAAGAACUAUUUUGUAAAUUAUUAAAAUUUGAGCAGUUUAUUUACAUUUAAUUGUGAGUACAUAAGUUAAAAUUUAUAUUAGAUGCCAAUAUACUGAAAACUGCAAUAUCGAAAACAUAA
Messenger RNA from Bactrocera latifrons, 2764 nucleotides. RefSeq names its product mucin-5AC. The transcript is spliced from 9 exons. The coding region runs from base 447 to 2456 and encodes 669 amino acids. The record is from RefSeq and is a predicted model, not a curated record. Lineage: Eukaryota; Metazoa; Arthropoda; Insecta; Diptera; Tephritidae. Gene Ontology annotation, molecular function: nucleic acid binding.